Molecule: messenger RNA, 831 nt
Organism: Lathyrus oleraceus (garden pea)
Lineage: Eukaryota; Viridiplantae; Streptophyta; Magnoliopsida; Fabales; Fabaceae
Exons: 1
Coding region: 115-621 (168 amino acids)
Source: RefSeq, a predicted model, not a curated record
CAAUGAGUACGGUUGUUGCUAUAUAUACCAAACUCAUCUCACACCUUUUUCCUCGGUUCAAACUAGAUUAUAAAAAAAGCUUCAUAAAUUUUCCACAUAGAAAAAGCUAUUAGUAUGGGAAAUAGCUUAAGGUGUUGUUUGGCUUGUGUUCUUCCUUGUGGAGCACUAGAUUUAAUCCGAAUAGUGCAUUUGAAUGGCUGUGUAGAUGAGAUUACACAUUCAAUCACAGCAGGAGAAGUUCUCAAAGCUAACCCUAACCAUGUUCUAAGCAAACCAAGCUCUCAAGGCGUUGUUCGCCGGAUUUUGAUUGUUUCGCCGGAGACCGAGCUCAAGAGAGGCAGCAUUUACUUCUUGAUCCCGACAACGUCUUUACCGGAGAAGAAACGAAGCGGAUCCGUUGUCAAUGACUCUAACCUCAACAAGAGAACGUCGAGAUCUUCAAAGAAAAGAAACAGUAAGUGUAACAACGAUGAAGAUAAAGAUGAAAGUGGUGAUACUAGUCAUUUUUACUCAUCAACAUCACAAUUACAAUAUAUGGAGAAGAAAUCAUCGCGACGAGAUCGUAAGAAAGGUCGUGUUGGAAUAUGGCAGCCUCAUUUAACAAGUAUUUCAGAAGAUUAAAAUAAUCUUUUGAAUUUUCGAUCAAUAUCAUGAUCACGUUUAGACAUGUCGAUCAUGACAUUGGUCGAAGAAGAGAAGAAGAAUCAUUAAUUAAAUUAAUGAUUCAGUUAUUGAGUUAUAGCAAAGUUUUUUUUUUUUAAUUUCUAUUGUUUUAUAAGUGUAUGUGAGGAUUUAUUUUGUGGAUAAAAUUAUUUUACCUUGCUUCUCGAA